Molecule: messenger RNA, 975 nt
Organism: Orycteropus afer afer
Lineage: Eukaryota; Metazoa; Chordata; Mammalia; Tubulidentata; Orycteropodidae
Source: RefSeq, a predicted model, not a curated record
GGUGCAAUGGAGGACAAACGCAACAUCCAGAUCAUUGAAUGGGAACACCUGGACAAGAAGAAGUUCUAUGUAUUUGGUGUGGCAAUGACAAUGAUGAUCCGUGUCAGUGUCUACCCAUUCACCCUCAUCCGCACCCGACUGCAGGUUCAAAAGGGCAAGAGCCUCUACAAUGGGACGUUCGAUGCCUUCAUCAAGAUCCUGCGGGCAGAUGGUGUGACUGGUCUCUACCGGGGGUUCCUGGUCAACACCUUCACCCUCAUCUCUGGUCAGUGCUAUGUUACCACUUAUGAGCUCACCCGUAAGUUUGUAGCUGACUACAGCCAGAGCAACACAGUCAAGUCGCUGGUGGCUGGUGGCUCAGCUUCCCUGGUGGCCCAGAGCAUCACGGUGCCUAUAGAUGUGGUCUCCCAGCACCUGAUGAUGCAGCGCAAGGGUGAGAAAAUGGGCCGUUUCCAGGUACGUGGAGACCUAGAGGGACAAAGGGUAGUUGCUUUUGGCCAAACCAAGGACAUCAUCAGGCAGAUCCUGCGGACUGAUGGACUUCGAGGCUUCUAUCGAGGCUAUGUGGCAUCACUGCUUACAUACAUCCCAAAUAGUGCUGUUUGGUGGCCCUUCUAUCACUUCUACGCAGGCAUUGUCUUUCUUCUGAUUCCAGAGCAGCUCUCAUACCUCUGUCCUAAGGAGUGCCCUCACAUUGUCUUUCAAGCCAUCUCGGGGCCCCUGGCUGCAGCCACUGCCUCUAUCCUCACCAAUCCCAUGGAUGUUAUCCGAACUCGUGUGCAGGUUGAGGGCAAGAACUCGAUCAUCCUGACCUUCAGACAGCUGAUGGCAGAGGAGGGGCCUUGGGGCCUCAUGAAGGGCCUCUCGGCCAGAAUCAUCUCAGCUACACCCUCUACUAUCGUCAUCGUGGUGGGCUAUGAGAGCCUCAAAAAGCUCAGCUUGCGACCUGAGCUGGUGGAUUCGAGACACUGGUAA